AUGACUUGUUACAUUCAUUAUGUCAUCGCCUUUGUCAUCGUUGUUCUCAUCAUCCUCAACUCUGCGUUGCUAGGGCCAGGUCCUGGUCGCUAUGCUCUCCCUCCGAUGGUUGGCUACAUCAACCAUGACCUCACCAAGCCCAGUAGUCCCGCCUACUCCUUCCACAGUCGCAUGAGCAGCACCAUGGUGUCUGUCGACUCCAGCCCAGGACCACGGUACCACAUCGAUUCCAAGAUGACACGCUUCGGACGGGUGGGAACCCCUUCCUACUCUAUGCUGGGCAGGAACAAACGUGCUAACAAGCUGUUCCAGACCCCUGGACCGGGAGCCUAUAGCCCAGAGAAAGCCCCGCCUCUAAAUGGACAGCGCAGACCGCCCUCUUACACUAUUGGCUCCCGCACGCGCUACCGAGCAGUGGACUUUGUGCCUGCCCCCAACAGGUACACGUUGCCUCACCUGCUGGGCUCCCAGGUGCCCCACAAGGCUUCCAGUGCCAGCUACAGCAUGUCCAGCCGUCGGAAUGUCGGGGCCCCCUCGGAGGACCUGGCCAUGACCCCCGGACCGGGCCACUACAAUAGCACCGACCCCAGCGUCUACCUCCAGCGCCAGCCCUCCUUCUCCAUGCAGAGCCGGACCCCCAGGCCCAGCGAUGCCGCGUCCAUCCCUGGCCCUGGUACACACAGCCCAGAGAAGGUCCUGGCACACCUCCCCAGGCCUCCCUCCUUCACCCUGGGAAUACGGCACUCUGAGUUUGUCACUCCUCUGGUGGUGCACGUGUCUGACUGAGACCGAGUCUCUCUCUCUUGGUCUCUCGCUCUUUGUCUCUCUCCCACACACACAAGAGCAUGGUCGCAGACAUUGGUCCAUUUUGUGUUUAUUUGUACAUAAAACU
This is a messenger RNA of Osmerus eperlanus (European smelt), 892 nucleotides long. RefSeq names its product outer dense fiber of sperm tails 3-like 2a (gene odf3l2a). The record is from RefSeq and is a predicted model, not a curated record. Gene Ontology annotation, cellular component: cytoskeleton. The transcript has 4 exons. NCBI's taxonomy places the organism in Eukaryota, Metazoa, Chordata, Actinopteri, Osmeriformes, Osmeridae. The coding region runs from base 1 to 786 and encodes 261 amino acids.